AUGAAAAAUAAAUAUGGAUAAGUGUAACUUAAUAACAAGCAAAUUAUGAAAGUCGGAGGAAGAGGUGCUCUUGAUAACACUGGCAAUAAAACAAAAAAGAAAGAAUUCUAAAUUCAGCUAAUAGAUUAGCCAUCCUAAAAUAAAAAUUAAUUGGCAUAAACUAAUUUAUAGAAGAAGAAAGAGAUUGCAGCAAAAAAGAUAUAUAGAUUUUUGUAUAAAAUUUAUAAAUAGUAUUAUUUGUUUAAUAUUUUGUUUAUAGAAAAGAAAAAUAACAUAGAUAUAGAAAAUUUAUUAUUGACGAGCUUAUAAAUACAGAAAGAAAUUAUGUUCAUGAUUUAAAAAUUCUGAUAGUCAUAUAAAGUUAAGUAAGACAAUGGUUAAAUAAACAAUAAAUUGAAAUGAUAUUUAAUAAUCUACAAUAAUUGUAUGAUUUGAAUAGCCCUUUUCUUUAAGAUUUAGAAGGAUUUCUUCCAUAUAAGAGAUACAAAUUAUUAGGUCCAAUAAUUAAAGGAUUGGCCCCAUUUUUUAAAGUUUAUUUUACAUAUUAUGAGGGAUUUAAUAAAGCAAUGACAACCCUUAAAUAAUGUAUUAAUGAAAAAGAAGAUUUUAGAAAAUAUCUUAAAAAUAUGUCUCAAAUAAAGGAUUAUAAUAAUUAAGAUAUUGAGAGUUUUUUGAUUAAACCAGUUUAAAGAAUUCCUAAAUAUAAUUUACUCUUAUUGGAUCUCUUAAAACACACUGAUAAAAUUCAUCCAGAUUAUAAAAAUUUAUCUGAAUGUUUGGAAUUAUUUAAAAAAAUUAAUGACGAUAAUAACUAAAAUAUGGAUAGAUUUUUAUCAAGUAAACUAUUUGAUAUAGAUAAAUGGUUUGGAACUAAACUCAACUAGAAAUUAGUGAAUUCUAAAAGAAAAUAUAUUACUGAACUCUUAACUUCGACUUUAGAUUAGCAUAAUAAAGUUAUUAAUGUUACAGCUUUUAUUCUAAGCGAUUUAGUAAUUAUUGGAGAGAGAUAAGAUAAUCAAUAUUAAUAUGUUUAAAGUGUAUUUUUAGAUGAAAGAAGUGGAUGUUUAGAUGUUGAAAAUCAAUAACAUCUCUAAAAUAUUUAUAUUUUAUAAGGAAUUAAUGGAUAAUCUAUUACCUUCAUUGAAUAAACACCAUAGGAUAAAAUUGAAAAAAUGGCUAAGUUAUAGAAUAUAAUUCAAGAAUGUAAGGUAUAAUCUAAAUAUACAUUUUAAAGACUAGCAUCACGUUAAGGGUCUGAGGUAAACUUUUAAUUAAACAAAAUAAAAGUAACUGCUUUAGGUCUAGAUGAAAGACAAGAAAAUUUAAGUAGUUAUAAAGUAUAUAUAAUUGAGGUUGGGAUAGAUGAAGUUUUUUAGAAAUUAUUUUUAAGGUUUAGUUAAUGUAUAAAGAUUUAAGAAUAUAUAAAAAAGAAAUACCCAAAACAUUAAUUUCAUUACUUAAAAUAAAAUACAACAAUAAGUUUAUUAAAUGAUUAAAAGGAAAUUGAAUCAAGAAUGAUUGCAAUACCUCUUUUUGUUUAAUCAAUUCUUAUUUCAGAUAUACCAAGAUAGGAUUUAUAAAUUUUAAAAGACCUUGGUUUGCCUGAAAAUUUUUAUGAAUUGCCAUCUAAAGCAAAUGAGUUUAGAAAUUAAAGAAAUGGCCCUUAAAAAGGUCCUGAUAGAUUUAGUUAUGUUUCUCCUACUAGAACUCUAAUUAAAACAGUAGAUUAUGGAAAUGAUUCACAAUCUUUUUAAAAUAAUUAAUGUAAUAGAAGAUUAUUAAGCGCAUCUUCUUUAAUAAGUAGAAAUAUUACAUUAGUGGAAGAAAAGAAAAAUAAAAAAGAAAAGGAUACAAUUUAAAUAAUUGUUAAUCAUGCAAUCCCUCAAGAAAAACCAUGGGAAUUUAAUAUAUAAAAUAAUACUAAAGUUUUACAUGUAUUAGAUUAGAUUUAAAAGAUAUUGUAAUUAAAAGAGAUUUAUGAUUUUAAAUUAUACAUAUUUGAUAAUAAAUCUAGAGUGAAAAUAUUGCAAAAUGAUGAAAAUAUCUGUGAUUUAUUUGGAGAUAGUUUUAUUUUUGCUAAAAAAAAAAAAGAGCUUUGGUUUAAAAAACUUUUAUAUUAAGAUUUGGAUAAUGAGAAAAGCCUACUAUAAUCUGAUAAUACUAGAAUGAAACUUUUAUAUUACUAAUUAGUAAGGGAUAUAUAAAUAUCUACAUUGCCAUUUCCAACUCAAAAUUAAUAUAUAAAAUUAGCUGCAAUUCAUUUGUAUUUAUAAAAAUGCAAUCUUUCAUAUGAUGUUAUUCAAUAAAUAAUUCCAGCCACAAUUUUAUAACUUAAAUAAAGAGAAUAUUGGAAUUGUGUGGUAAACUAAGAAUUUAAAGAUUUUAAAAGUAGUAUGGAUAAUUAAAAAUCUACGAAAGUCGAAAUAAAUGAGCCUUAAGAGAUCGUUAAAGCUAAACAAAAGGGUUUAUUUUCAUCUUUCAUCUAAUCUACUUAAACUCAAUUCUCUAAAGUUGAAAAUCUGGAUAGUGAUUAAAAAAACCCAAUGAUUUAAUUUAUUUCAGAAUGUUUGAAAAAUGAUUUUUGCAUAUAAUAAUUAUUUCAAGUUGUUUGCAAAGAAGCAUUAUAAUAGUUUGGUGAAUAAAAUUUAGUAUUGGGUAUUAGUUACCAAGGAAUUAGACUAUAUAGUAGCUCUAAAGAUAGAAUAUGGGAAAAAAUUGAUUAACCUUAAUCUUUUAAUGUAUUUCCAGGAUUUAUUGAAAUAGCAUAUAAAGGUAAAAAGUUUAAAUUUGAAACAAAUUAAGGAUUCUAAAUUCAAUCUUUGUUUGAUGAAUAUUAAUCAAUCAAAUAUUAGAAUUAAGAAUGA
This is a messenger RNA of Paramecium sonneborni, 2864 nucleotides long. The record is from the annotation of a GenBank genome assembly. NCBI's taxonomy places the organism in Eukaryota, Ciliophora, Oligohymenophorea, Peniculida, Parameciidae.